CGGCGGCCUUGUAAGGGAGCCAGUGGGCGGGCCUGAGACCUAUGCUCACUGACAGCGCUGGUUCGAGACCUGGGCGGCAUGCCGCUCUGCCGCUCACAGCGGCUGGUGGACAAAGGGGCCGUGGACAAAGAACCAGGGGUCAACUAGGAUUCCGCUUCCGGGCGACACUGGACAGUGGACUCUGACCCAGGCCUUGGCUGUCCUGCCCUCAGCCUCCCCGACUCUGGUCACUGCCACUGCCAUGCUGACCCCCAGGACUGCCUUCCUCUUGACUCUGCUCCUGGCUGGGGGCUCCCUGAGCAGGAGGGCUCGGAGACCCUCUCGGCCUGCGUCCCCCAUUAGCACUAUCCAGCCGAAGGCCAACUUCGAUGCUCAGCAGUUUGCAGGGACGUGGCUACUUGUGGCAGUGGCCUCCUCGUGCCGCUUCCUGCAGGAGGAGGGCCACCAGGCUGAGGCCACCUCGCUGCAUGUGGCUCCCCAGGGUGCAGCCAUGGCCGUCAGCACUCUGCGGAAGCUGGAUGGGAUCUGCUGGCAGGUGCGGCAGCUCUACGGAGACACGGGCGUCAAGGGGCGUUUCCUGCUCCAAGCCCGAGGUGCCCGUGGGCCAGUAGAUGUGGUCGUCGGGGAUACAGACUACCGAGGCUUUGCCAUCCUGUACCUGGAGCAGGCGAGGCGGCUGUCGGUGAAGCUGUACGCCCGCUCACUCCCCCCAAGUGACUUGGCCCUGAGUGCAUUUGAGCAGCGGAUCCAGAGGGUCAACUUGACCGAGGACCAUAUCUUGUUCUUCCCCAAGUAUGGUUUCUGCGAGUCUGCAGACCAGUUCCAUGUCCUGAAUGAAGUGAGGAGGUGAGUCCAGGUGGCAGCCCGGAACUCAGAAGGAGCGAAGACCCUGAAGGUGGUGGCACCCACUGCCCCACUCACUGAGCCCCGGAACCCCGCGGGGCAGGGCCACCCUGGGGGGGACUCACUCCCAUGUGCAUCCUGAAGCUGCCCACAGCCCACGGGGGUAUAGGGGCACUGCUUUCAUUAAACGCUGUCCAGCUUGG
Suricata suricatta (meerkat) is the source of this 1046-nucleotide messenger RNA. RefSeq names its product complement C8 gamma chain (gene C8G). The transcript has 8 exons. The record is from RefSeq and is a predicted model, not a curated record. Gene Ontology annotation, cellular component: membrane attack complex. NCBI's taxonomy places the organism in Eukaryota, Metazoa, Chordata, Mammalia, Carnivora, Herpestidae. Bases 242 to 850 code for a protein of 202 amino acids. Gene Ontology annotation, biological process: complement activation.